AUGGGCUGGGCUGAGCGGCUGGGACAAGCGGCGAAGGAGGCCGUGGACGAGGCGGGCGACCUCUCCGGUCUGGAAGAUACGUGUCAGCGCUUCUGCGCACAGCUGCAGGCAGGCGCUGCGAGCGACGAUCAUGAAGUCUGCAGCACAAUGAUGGCCGCCCUGUUGGAGGUGGUGCAGAGCCCCGGUGCGGGCACCGACGCUGUUCUGGAAUUGCUUGCGCUGGACCUUUGCCCAGUGUUGGGCGUGGUCUCGCGAUUGCCGGCGCCGUGCGCUUCUUUGGCGGGUCAGAUAAUGAGUACUCUCGCAGGUAGGGCUCCCCCGCGGGAGGUUUUUGCCGGCGUGCUCGAAGUUUUGGACGUCUGGGCCUCCGCAGAGGAUGCGCAAACGGGAUUGGACCAUUUGAUGGUGUCCAUUCUGGAGGGUCUGCCGACUUUGCUGGGUCGCUUGAAACGCAAGCAGACCGUGUUCCUGUCGACUUGUUUGAAUCCUGUUCUGAAUGUCGUCCGUCGCAUCACCGAGGACGUGUUGCAGGGCUGCUGCCCGCAGGAUUCCGAUCUGGAUGUUGUUACCCCUGACGGCGGGAGUCAAGAGGAUGAUGAGAGCAGGGCUGCUGCAGUGGUGCUGCGUAUCUCAAAGCGUUUCUUGGCGUUUGCACAGCACGUUCGAAUCGCGGUACUGAAGGAAGCGGGUAUCCUUGCUGACAAUGGUUCAGGAAGAGAGACAGAUGUUCGCAACAUCAUGGCGCCAUUUUUCCUCCUCCUUUGGGAGAGGCUUGCCGUGGCGUGGAACAGCUCUGACAUUUCCACGUGCUUGCUGGAGGGGUCCGAUAGCGCACAGCUUCAUCUGCAGCUGGUGGCAGACUUGUGCCAUGACCUGAAAAUUUGCACAGAUGGCCUUCCUGACUGGGAGUCGUUGGCGGAAUCUUGGGCAGCAGCCUCUGAUAGAGACCCUGAUGCAGAGGUUGCCAGUAGGAUGGAAACUGGGUUCGCUUUCCUGGUCUUGGCAGCACACCAGGACAGGAAAAUAUUCGACUCCCUUCUGCUUGAACACAAAAAGCCCAUCGAAACAGCAUUCCGGUGCAGCACAGUCUUGCUCUCUUCGGACAACAGUCUGCAGACCUUUGCUUGCACCUCUGCUGGCCUGCAGCUUGUUCGUCUGUCAACGAAGGGUGACAGUGGCACUCGCACAAGCGCUGCCCAGCUUCCUCAUUCAGAUGCACAAAGCAGUCGCUCAGAAGAGGGGGGCAGGCUAAAAGCUGUGGCCUCUGAUCAAGACAGCACAACAAGUGCUGAAAAGUCAACCGAACCCACUUCACUGGCAGUGAGUCCCAAGGUGUUGCUGCCAUUGAUGGAUCGCCUUGUUCACCAUAUGGAGUGCAGUCCAGUAUUGGAAUUUCGCAUACAAGCCCUGGCCUGCAUAGAGUGUGGAUUGGAGUCGGUGUCGGAAGAAGUGCGAUGGGAAGCCCUUGGGAGGUUGGUAACAACACCUUGCCCAGAGAUCGCAGCCUUGAUGAUCCAAAUUGUCACACGCAACGUUGUGCGGGCCUGGGACAAGAACGAUACAGGCUCCGUGCUGAUGACGCCAGCAGUGUGGGAUCUGCUGAAGCGACUGCUUCUCCAGGCAGAACACCAGGCCGACUGGCUGGAUAUUGCUGUACGCGCUGAGGCACUGAGCGCCAGCCUGAACUUGUACAGAUUUCUGUUGCUGCGGGAGAUGAAGCAGGGGUCCAGCAGAACAGGUGUCAGUUCAAAGGAUGCGAUUCGACUUGUCUGCCAUCGCUGUUUAGAUCCAAUCCGCACUUGUGCAGCCCAGGCCCUGCAGUGGGAGGAGGUGGCCCCGUGCUCUCAGCCUGUGGAUAUUAUGGCUGUGCAACGGUUGCUGGUUGUUCUGGACUGUGUUGCUGACAUUGUUAAGACUUCAAUAUUAUAA
Messenger RNA from Ostreobium quekettii, 1929 nucleotides. The record is from the annotation of a GenBank genome assembly. NCBI's taxonomy places the organism in Eukaryota, Viridiplantae, Chlorophyta, Ulvophyceae, Bryopsidales, Ostreobiaceae.